CGCUGCAGCCGCGAGCUCCAUGGCGGGCAGCGCGCUCGGGCUGCGGCUGGUGCUGCUGGCGGCGCUGUGCGGGGCGGCGGGGGCGCUGUGGCCCUGGCCGCGCUCCGUGCAGGCGUCGUCGCGCCGCUACCGCCUGCGCCCCGCCGCCUUCGCCUUCCGCCACCACCCGGGCUCCGCCGCGCAGCCGGGCUGCGACGUCCUGGACUCCGCCUUCGCGCGCUACCGCCGCCUGCUCUUCGGGGCCGGACCCUGGCCGCCGCCCAGCCCCUCGGGACAGCGCCAUGUGUCGAAGGAUGUGUUGGUUGUCUCUGUGGUCACCGAGGGAUGUAACGAGUUUCCCAUGUUGGAGUCCUUGGAGAACUACACUCUGACCAUAGAUGAUGACCAGUGUCUGCUGGCUGCCAGCACCAUCUGGGGAGCCCUGCGAGGUCUGGAGACGUUCAGCCAGCUUGUGUGGACCUCGGCGGAGGGCACAUUCUUCAUCAACAAGACGAGCAUCAAGGACUUCCCUCGCUUCUCCCACCGGGGCUUGCUUCUGGACACAUCACGCCAUUACCUGCCGCUGUCCAGCAUCCUGGACACACUGGAUGUCAUGGCUUACAACAAACUGAACGUGUUCCACUGGCACCUGGUAGACGACCCCUCCUUCCCGUAUGACAGCAUCACCUUCCCUGAGCUCGCCAGAAAGGGGUCCUACAACCCUGUCACUCACAUCUACACAGCACAGGAUGUCAAGGAAGUCAUUGAAUAUGCACGGCUGCGGGGAAUCCGUGUGCUGGCAGAAUUUGACACCCCUGGCCAUACACUGUCCUGGGGACCAGGUGUCCCUGGGCUACUGACUCCGUGCUACAGCGGUACUCAGCCCUCUGGCGACUUCGGACCGGUGAAUCCCAUUCUGAACAGUACUUACAAGUUCAUGAGCUCCUUCUUCUUGGAGAUCAGCUCUGUCUUCCCGGAUUUUUACCUUCACCUUGGAGGAGAUGAGGUGGAUUUCACCUGCUGGAGGUCCAACCCAGAUAUCCAGGCAUUCAUGAAGAAGAAGGGCUUUGAUGACUUCCGGCAGCUGGAGUCCUUCUACAUCCAGAUGCUGCUGGACAUCGUCUCUGCCUACGAGAAGGGCUACGUGGUGUGGCAGGAGGUGUUUGACAACAAAGUCAAGGUUCGUCCAGACACGAUCGUGCAGGUGUGGCGGGACAAGAAGCCAGUCACCUACAUGGAGGAGGUGGAAUUGGUCACCAAGGCCGGCUUCCGGGUCCUGCUGUCAGCACCCUGGUACCUGAACCACAUCACAUACGGCGCUGACUGGAAGGACAUGUACAAAGUUGAGCCCCUGGACUUUGAAGGGUCCCCCGAGGAGAAGGCGCUGGUGAUUGGAGGAGAAGCCUGCAUGUGGGGCGAGUGGGUAGACAGCACAAACCUUGUCCCCAGGCUCUGGCCCAGGGGAGGGGUGGUUGCCGAGAGGCUGUGGAGCAGCAACCUGACCACCAACCUGGACUUCGCCGAAACCCGCCUGUCGCACUUCCGCUGCCUGUUGUUGAGGCGGGGUGUCCAGGCUGAGCCCAUCGGGGUUGGCUACUGUGAGCAGGAGUUUGAGGAGACCUGAACCUGCAGCCCUGGCACCGAAGUGGGUGCUGGCUUCCACUGCGUCUCAGCUGGGUGACGGAACUGUUCACCUGGGAACCCUGUGGCUGGAGAGAUGGGGCUGGUGCAGGCACCGGCAGUCAAUAAAGAGCAAUGUGGCAUUUUCCCAUA
Messenger RNA from Octodon degus (degu), 1752 nucleotides. RefSeq names its product hexosaminidase subunit alpha (gene Hexa). NCBI's taxonomy places the organism in Eukaryota, Metazoa, Chordata, Mammalia, Rodentia, Octodontidae. The coding region runs from base 20 to 1603 and encodes 527 amino acids. Gene Ontology annotation, cellular component: membrane. The record is from RefSeq and is a predicted model, not a curated record. The transcript has 14 exons. Gene Ontology annotation, molecular function: beta-N-acetylhexosaminidase activity. Gene Ontology annotation, biological process: glycosaminoglycan metabolic process; ganglioside catabolic process; carbohydrate metabolic process.